GGCUCAGUCGACCAAUGCAACUCCGAUAGUGUAGAUUUCUAUCCGUGCUCCGUGCCACAGCGCUUGUAAAGCGACUGUGGUGCGGGCACGUUGCUUGCCUGAGACAUCCUGAGACCAGGAGUACCAUGGGCAUCACCAGCAGCUUUUGCUGCACAGAUCGCAGUGGUACCCGGAGGAAAAGCCAACCACUCAGCUCAUGUUAUGUUGACUUCCACAAACCUGCUGAAGCGACCCAACAGGGUGGUGCUCAGGCACGCCUCUUUCGCUUGCUGCCUGUGGUGGGAAACAACUCCAAGGGGCGCAGGCCCCUGGGCAGCGGUGGACCAGAGUGGCUGGGCAAAGAUGUCACCAGCAGCUUCAACGAGGUAGACUUUUACAACGAGAUCCUCCAUAUGCGGCGCCUGUUGCAGCAGGAUCCACCUCUUCAGCCAGUGCUGCCGAAACUGGGGCAGCAGGUGAAAGAGGAAGAUCUCAGUCAGACAGGUCCAUGGGGCAUUGUGGACUUUAUGGUCAGUUAUCAUGGGCUUGCCCGGUCCUGCACAUGCUCAUGGGUUGCAGACGGUCGUGAGCGACAACGUGUGGCUGACUUGCUGGUCUUCCGGAGCCCCUUUGAGGGACUAGCGCGACCUCGGAUGCUUCAUUUAGAGUUGGGUCCUAGAAGCUUGGCCCUUCAGGCACGUCAUGAGAAUCAGAUCUCCACAGGCAUCCUUGCGCGCCAGGAAGGGAUCUUCGUUGAUGGCUUCCUUUCACCACCGGAGAGCAUCUCCAGCGAAGGCCCUACUUUGGACCUACGAGGCUGGUCCUGGGGCGACAAUACGCAACGACGAGCCAAGCGGCUUCCGCUUCAACGGAUGCAACUCUCCCAGGCGCUCAGUAGCCUCUUGGAUUUACGAGCGGCUAUUGCAGAGGAGCGUUUUUGGCCGAGCGAGGACAGCUUUGUCCCUGCACGACCUGGAGCUCGAGGUGCGGAUGCAUUCCUUCACAACUUCCUAUGUGCGGCUGAAUAUUCAGAGCUGGCCUUGCUGGCAUUUGUGUGCGAGCUUUCACGGCUGCUGCGAGCAUGCGAGGAGGUACCAGUGCCACAGAAAUGGGUGCAAAGCUCCCUGGCAUUGCUGGUGGAGGCGGGGGUCGCUCCACCACGGCGCGGGCCCAUCCAGCCUGAGACGUGGGUGACUUCACGAGUGAAGAUUCAGAUCCUUGGCUGGAGCAAGAGCAGCCUGAGCCUGCCGGGCUCGACCACGCAGGAUGAGCGCCAGGACAACGAGCUUCCAUGGCAGAUCUACCAGCACCAUGUUGGCAGAGUUUUGUGGGAGUCUGCGCGGCUCUAUUUCCAUAGCUUCUGCGCUGAGGAGUGGGUGAAGUUCACAGUGCAGCUUUGCGAGGUGUCCAAAGGUGGAAGCAGCCUCCUGGGCACUGCAGAGCUGAGCAGCUUCGGCGCCUGUGAGUCACGUACUCUCAAGCUACACAAAGGAGACACACCUCUCACCAACAGUAUGGGGCGGCCCACACAGGUAGUGGUGACCUUGAAGUUCUUGCCCUUGCCAGAGCCCUCGAACUUCACUGGACUUUGGCAAGCUCAGGUGGAGCGUGCCGAACAUGUGGAAGUUGGAGCUGAUAGUCUUUGUGUGAUGCUUACAGCUACGAGCCGCCAACAUAGCAUGAGCCACAGGACCCGAGAGGUGCCAAAUGCGGCGGAGGUGUCCUGGAACGAGGAGUUCGAAUUCCCCAUCAUUCCGGUGGAUCGAUUGCUUUCCCCCCGCCGCCCUGAAGGUGGGAAAGGAAGCUGCUUCCGGUCAGCGACUUUUGGAGGCCUUGGGACAGCCGACAAAGAGCAUCACACAAGAGGCUCUGACAGAAAGCAUGGGUUUGAAGGGAGGCUUGGCGAGGCAUUUGCCGCCGUUGGUCUUCGAAGAGGGCAAGAAGGAAGAUCCACGAGCUGCCAGCGCUGGACAAGUGGCUUUCAUCGCCGAGUUGCGUUCCGGCUGGUAUGAACCUCGGUGUGGUUUGCUGGACAACAACUACUGAGCGCCACGGGUGAUUCUUAAGGCGGCAGUGCUCGGCCCACGUAACGUAUGCGGAAAGGAGCUUUGACCAUCCAGGACCUCCCCGUUUCGUAGACGUUCCACGUUCAGUAAGGCUUUGUCACAAAUGUGAACUGGGAAAGUCCGUGUUGACCGGUGUUGACCAUCCUUGACCGGAAACGGACAGGGCUUACUUCAACCGAGCGACUUCGCUCAAGGCGAAUUUUGCUGUGAAUAUUAGUAGAUCGUAGCUGCCGCCCACUGUCUUGCGCUGCGUGAAAUUAAAGUGGGCAGAAAGGCCAUGAAAGAUUUGUGCGAGCGGGUCCUAUCUUAUGUUGGAAUUGUUGACUCUCUCGACU
Durusdinium trenchii is the source of this 2380-nucleotide messenger RNA. The record is from the annotation of a GenBank genome assembly. NCBI's taxonomy places the organism in Eukaryota, Dinophyceae, Suessiales, Symbiodiniaceae.